Larimichthys crocea (large yellow croaker) is the source of this 3653-nucleotide messenger RNA. It is a transcript of the gene atcaya, whose product is annotated as ATCAY kinesin light chain interacting caytaxin a. The transcript has 14 exons. Bases 702 to 1826 code for a protein of 374 amino acids. The record is from RefSeq and is a predicted model, not a curated record. Gene Ontology annotation, biological process: apoptotic process. Gene Ontology annotation, cellular component: cytoplasm. NCBI's taxonomy places the organism in Eukaryota, Metazoa, Chordata, Actinopteri, Sciaenidae.
GUAGUGGGUAUGAAAGAGACUGGGGCGAGGAGACAGAGAGGGAGGGGAAAAUCUAUGGAUGGAGAGAAAGAGAUGCUGUUGCCAGGGAACAGCAGCCACACAGAGGACCACUGAAAACAACAGCAGGAUUAUCUAAUGGAGUGAAGAGACACAGAGGCUGGUGCUCGUUUUUCCCAAGUUGCUGUAGGGAUAAAUAAGCUGCCUCCUCCUCGGAGAGAUUUGGAUACAGAGGGAACUCAAAGAAGGGAAUUGAUAUUUAGGGAGUGGGAAAAGAUACUCCAGAGGAGCUGAGAGGCACGCUGUCGGCUCGCUCUUCACGGCCAGUCUUUCCCCCAACAAAGGUGGCCAGAGGCGGAGGAGAAAAGGGGGGGGGGGUCCAGCACAGAGGUGCCCCCUGUCUUCAGACACCUGCUGCUGGCUAGCGGCUGACAUCGAGGACACUGUAUGGCUGUGUCUGUGCGUGAGUGUGUGUGCAUGUGAAUGAGUGAAAGACUGGGAGCGUGAGAGGAGAAAUGUCAGCCUGACCCCUGCUUCUUUUUUUUUUUUCUUCUGCCGGUGAGGAGGAUCAAGACUUUCUCCUCUUGAAUCGUUGCAUUUCCGACUGAGGAGAAGGAGGGAGGACACACAGACACCGACCAGCAAGAAGGUUUUGUGGGAAUCUCACACCACUCAUGCCCGGCUCCUGCUCUCCUCUCUGAGGGAUGGGCACUACAGAGGCGACUCUACGAAUGGAGAACAUGGAAGUGAAAGACGAGUGGCAGGAUGAGGAUUUCCCCAGACCACUACCAGAGUACGGAGACAUGGAUUCCUCCUGUGGUCUCACAGACGACAGAGCCUCUCCCCCUAACUCCCUGAAUGUGAGCCCACCUGGAGGAGGAGGAGGCGGUGUGUCCUCAUCACACCGUAAGCGGCGUACACUGAUUGCCCCGGAGAUGAACCUUUCACUGGACCAAAGUGAAGGUUCUUUGCUGUCUGAUGACUUCCUGGAUACACCAGACGACCUGGACAUCAAUGUUGAUGACAUUGAUACGCCCGAUGAGACAGACUCACUGGAGUUCAUCACAAAUGGCAAUGAGCUGGAGUGGGAAGAUGACACACCAGUAGCCUCGGCCAAAGCGGGUCCCGCUGGCGGUUCAGGAGAAGCGGACGAGGAUGGGAACACCAACAACGGACGCCUCUGGAGGACGGUGAUCAUUGGAGAACAGGAGCAUCGUAUUGACAUGCAGGUCAUCAGACCUUACCUCCGGGUCAUCACACAUGGAGGUUAUUACGGCGAAGGCCUUAAUGCCAUCAUUGUUUUCUCUGCCUGUUACCUGCCUGACAGCAGCUGUCCAGACUACCACUACAUCAUGGAAAACCUCUUCCUGUACGUGGUGAGCAGUCUGGAGAUGCUUGUGGCUGAAGAUUACCUGAUUAUCUACAUGAACGGAGCCACUCCUCGGAGUAAGAUGCCUGGUAUCAGCUGGCUCAAGAAAUGUUACCAAAUGAUUGACAGAAGAUUGAGGAAGAACCUGAAGUCUUUGGUCAUCGCUCAUCCCACGUGGUUCAUACGCACUGUCCUCGCUAUAUCCAGGCCAUUUAUCAGUGUGAAGUUCAUGAAUAAGAUCCAGUACGUCCACAGCCUGGAUGAGCUGGCAGAGAUCGUCCCCAUGGAGCAUGUCCAUGUUCCUGAGUGUGUGGUGCAGUUUGACGAGGAGAGGAUUAAAGCACGGAGGGAAAGGAUGGAGCAGGAGCACAGACAGCAGGAGCAGCAGCACUCAGUCCCACAGGAGCCAAUUAAAAAGUCUGAGAGGCCGAAGUCAAUGAUCGUAGAUCAAGGAUUAUGAGAAGGGCAGAGCUUUGCAGUGUGUGACAGACAUAUGGAGCAUGAACCCUUCAAUUUAUACCCAUAUGAAGCAGUGGUCUGCCAGUCUACGUGUGCUUCCCUGUUUUACCAACAUCCAGCUGACAACCAUUUUCUGAUCAAGAUGGUCAUCGCUGCAUCUCUUUUUUCUUCCGUGUGAAACCCAUUCUUCCUCUGUGCCAGAGGGUUUCAUGUUGCAAUCUGAAUAUAUCGUCAUAUAAAUCAUCAUGUGGCUCUGGAAACAUUGCACUCUAUAAUGAAGAUUAAGAAGAAAGACAAUGAAUUUGGCAACGUUUGGCGAAGCCAUUGUGGCGUCUUAUGCCAUAACUUUGUUUAAAGGAUUACAGGCUUUCCUAUGAGCUGACAAAAUUUUACAAUUCUACUUUUUGUUAAUAAGUAAAUAAGUAUAAAUUAACUGGAAAAUAAUUGGGUUUUAUGUUCCAAAUUUAGGUUGUUUUUCUGACAAUUGGAGAUCUAAGGCUUCUGCCUGAUUGUGAUGAUUUGUACAUACUGUAUGUUAUGAAAGAUUUAACACUCGGUGAGACCAGAGAUGUCUGACAGCAACUUUAUUGAUGUAGCAGAUGCUGAGCUUGGGUCUAAUGUCGACCACAAGACCAAACUGGUUACACACAUUUAUAUUCAUGCUGAUUUGUGUGAAUAUAAUGUGUGUUUGAUGUAAAUAACAAUAGUUUUUCCAAUGCAUCAGAUGCCUUCAUUUAAAUGUUUUGCCUCAUAACUGCUGUAUCCUAAGGCCUUUUUAAGCUCUCUCUCUAUCUCGUUUGCUGACAUUUUGAAAAUGUCCACAUGUACUAACAUCUGUACUCCUGUACCUUAUGUGUUAUGAUGUGCCUCAGUCGUCUUGUGUGUAGAAAAUGCCGGAACAUGAUCAAAAUUUGCAUUUUGUGGUCUGGAAAACCCAAAUGAGAGAAUCUGUAAGAAUCAUAUGUAUAUGUUGUAAAAUGCAGUAUUUGUUUAUUUUGGCCACUCAAACAAAUUUCAUGCUUCAUUAAAUAAAUAUACUUUAUUUUUACUACCACAAUAUAUAGUAUGCACAUAAUAAUACCCUUACAAAACACGUACAAUACAUUUGUAUUGAAUCUGUAUCAGAGUGGCCAUGAAUGAGACAAGCAUUGCACAUGUUUGCAUAUUAAAAAAAUUGCACAUUUCUAUAAUUCUUAUAGAUUCUUUCAUAUGGGAACAUUUUUUAUGCAGAUUGUGGAAACAUGUUCUGACCACUAAUAGAUUAAGUAUAAAGUGGCCUCUGAAAGGAUUUUAAUCUUAUUUCAGAAUGUUUAUGUAGUGUAUGUGGAGAUUUAGUUUGUUCACUUCAGCAGAGCGACAUCUCCUUGUGUUUUUGUGAUGACAGUGUCAGCACAACAGAAUUUUAAACAUUGCUCAAACAUCCUAAUGCGUUAUGGAUUGUACAUUUCCUGGGGUUGCAUUGAUUUUCUCUACUGUCUUCCAUCUGUUCAACUUACUGUAGCAGGAGGGCAGAGGAGUAAGAAUUUUUAUUUUUGUAAAGAGCUGCAUAAUUGCAUUGCCUGCCUGCAUUGUUUUGCACUAUUGGAUUUGGUUGUCACAAAACCUUUGAUUUGUUUCAACAUAUAAUGAUGAUUUAUGUUUAUGGGAGUUGAUGUUUCUCCUAAAAUGUAUUUUGUGUUGUUAAGUGAUGUUAUGCAGUUGUGUAGCUGUUAGUAAGGCAUGGACACGUUUAUGCUUCUUUGGUACAGAAAAUAGGACUCUUAAAUUCUUAAGUGCCAUCUCAAUUCUACUUUUCUUCUUGUUCUUUUGCCUUUCUGGUACAGGAAUG